GACAGAAGAAGCCAGAGAUAAAAGCAGAAAAUGUUGUGACAGAGUCCUGACCUGAGGACCUCACUGGUCAGACAGAGCGGGUGUGCUCAGCUUACCUUUUACUUAACCUUCUCCGUGGCUUUUUGUGUUUUUCCUGCGCUUGUCACACUGCUGGGAACAUGUCGUCUGUCUCUAUACCCCCACCAAAAUGCCUGCUGAAAUCGUUAGUGGUCCCUUAUCGUCACAUGUUUGGACCAGGACCUUCCAAUGUUCCUUUACGAAUCUUGGAGGCCGGGGCCAAUCCUGUCAUUGGACACAUGCAUCCAGAGAUAUUUAAGAUAAUGAGUGACAUCAAAAGUGGAAUCCAGUACAUGUUCCAGACUCAGAACAACAUGACUUUAGCAGUGAGCGGCACUGGCCACAGUGCUAUGGAGUGUGCCAUCUUCAACGCAGUGGAGCCCGGGGAGAGCGUACUGACUGCAGUCAACGGCAUAUGGGGAGAGCGAGCAGCAGAAAUGACUGAGAGGAUAGGUGCCAGAGUAAAUACCAUUGUGACGCCCCCUGGUGGUUUCUUCACUAAUGCAGAAAUUGAGCAGGCCUUAUCGAAACACAGGCCAGUGCUGUUCUUCCUUGCACAUGGAGAAUCUUCUACAGGAGUCUUGCAUCCUUUAGAAGGCAUCGGACAACUGUGCCAUAAGUAUAACUGCUUGUUUCUUGUUGACUCUGUGGCAUCAUGUGGAGGGACCCCUCUGUACAUGGACCAGCUAGAGAUAGACAUCCUAUACACGGGCUCCCAAAAGGUUUUGAAUGCUCCUCCGGGUACAGCACCCAUCUCCUUCAGUGAGAGAGCAUGCCAGAAAAUAUUAAACCGGAGGACAAAGCCUGUGUCAUUCUUCUUGGAUCUGAGUUGGCUUGCAAACUACUGGGGAUGUGAUGGCAAGCUGUCAAGAGUAUAUCACCACACAGGUCCAGUCACUGCUUUUUACUCUCUGAGGGAGAGUCUGGCUGUCCUUGUUGAAGAGGGUCUGCAGAAUUCAUGGGAAAGACACCAAGAAGUGGCUGAGUAUUUCCACGCUGGCCUAGAGAGCAUGGGUCUCAAACUUUUUGUCAAACCAAAAGAAGCAAGACUCCCUACGGUUACCACUAUUGUUGCUCCUCAUGGAUAUGACUGGAAAGAGAUCACAGCCUACAUCAUGAAAACACAUAAUUUAGAGAUUUCUGGAGGGCUCGGACCAUCAGUUGGCUUGGUGUUGCGUGUGGGGCUGAUGGGAUGUAACAGCAGCAAGGCCAAUGUUGACAUGGUGUUAGCAGCACUGAAAGAUGCUCUGAAACACUGCCACAAGAGCAAAGUGUAACAUGUUGCUGUUGGAUGCUGUAAAGAUAAUCAAGAAGGAGAAUGUAAUAAAUAAACCAUUAUUCUCAGUAGUUGUCUUGUGCAGCUCAAUCAUUAGUUGAAUGGGAACAGUGGACUUGUCUGCAUAACAGUACCUUUAGUCAGCAGCCGUCUGUGAUCUAAUAAGUUACCUAUUAUUUUCAGUCUAAUAAAAACGUACAGUAAGAAAUAAUUUGACAUGAUGUAUUCCACUCUUAAUGGUAUAUUAGAUACAUUUAACACAAACCAUAUCCUACCCACUUUCCUAGCAAAUUGUAUAUUUACAUCAAUGGGUUUUCUCAUGGUGGGCUUCUUUCAUCAUUCUUACAAAUACCUCAAACUGUUCCUGUUGUUUUCUGUCCAU
Messenger RNA from Sander lucioperca (pikeperch), 1715 nucleotides. RefSeq names its product alanine--glyoxylate and serine--pyruvate aminotransferase a (gene agxta). Gene Ontology annotation, molecular function: L-serine:pyruvate transaminase activity; L-alanine:glyoxylate transaminase activity. Bases 159 to 1334 code for a protein of 391 amino acids. The transcript is spliced from 11 exons. The record is from RefSeq and is a predicted model, not a curated record. Lineage: Eukaryota; Metazoa; Chordata; Actinopteri; Perciformes; Percidae. Gene Ontology annotation, cellular component: peroxisome.